Messenger RNA from Drosophila biarmipes, 2955 nucleotides. RefSeq names its product microsomal triacylglycerol transfer protein (gene Mtp). The transcript has 6 exons. Gene Ontology annotation, cellular component: Golgi apparatus; endoplasmic reticulum; basolateral plasma membrane. Gene Ontology annotation, molecular function: lipid binding. Gene Ontology annotation, biological process: lipoprotein metabolic process; lipid transport. Bases 163 to 2820 code for a protein of 885 amino acids. The record is from RefSeq and is a predicted model, not a curated record. NCBI's taxonomy places the organism in Eukaryota, Metazoa, Arthropoda, Insecta, Diptera, Drosophilidae.
CUACACACUUUCUUUCGGUUCUCGGCUCGCGUCGGUUUUAAAAGCGUUCUGCCCCAAAGUCCGUCGCUGGGCGGCCUUACAGCAGGCUUAUCAAUGAAUUGAUUCAAACACCUCAGCUCAGCCAACUCAACAAGCACACAGUCGAACAAAAGCCACUGAAACAUGGAGAACAAAGACAAAAACAGGCUGCAAUCUCUGCUUCUUCUCGCACUCUUUUUUGGGAGUUUCGACCUGGGAAGAGCGGCAUUAAUCCCUCCGAACAGCCAGCAAAUCUUCAAGCUGCAAAAUCAAGUAGUUCUAGAAGAACUUACCAGAGGUUCAAGUGCCAAGGAGACGAGCUAUAAAUUUGAAACCGAGCUUAAAAUCAGUUCGGUGUGGAGUCGGGAUGAGGAUCAGCUACUGGAGGUCUUUAUCAGCGGAAGUCGAGUUGAUGCAUCUGGAAAGUCCCGCCCUAUUACCCAGAUACCCGACAGACCCUUUUACAUAAGUCUGGUCAAGGGACAGCCUGAAAAGGUGAUAGCCCACAGUUCAAAGGACCAGUCGGUGCUCAACUUGAAGCGCGGGAUAGCUUCACUUCUGCAGUUAAGAUCGGAUGGAUCCCAUGAGGAGGAAUUGGAUGUGUCUGGCUUGUGUCGAGUGUCCUACAAAGUAAAAUCUUCAACGAAAGUGGAGAAAAGCAAAAAGCUGUGUUCUCUGUGGGAUCUCCGGGUAAACUAUCACCCAGAGGAAGCUCUCGGCAUCACUCAGCAAGCGCAGGAGCAGGUCUCCUACGAACUGUCUUCGGAGGGAGCUCUUUUGAAGGCAGAGUCAGUGGAGAGUCACCGCCUAAGCCUCGCAGCCAAACCAGAUGUGGGAAGCUCUGUAAAGAGUACCCUAAGCCUGCAACACAUCUCCCAGGGAUCGGAGGAAGUGAAGCAGCUGGAACUGGACAGCUUGGAAGAGGUUAUCCAGAGCCUGCUAGACUGGAAUCGCGUCUUCGAGCUGGAAUCCGAUGUAGAUGGCAUGAUCAGCGAGAUCAAGGAGCAAACUCUUGAGGAACAACUGAAGGCUUCUGUGGAGGAACUGCAAUCCGAGGACGUGGGAAAGUCUUCGCUGGCAUUGGCUUACGUCAAACUAAUCCCCUUGGCCCGUGUCACUAGGCAAGAUCAGUUCGAAGAUCUGCUUAAGGAGCACUCGCAAUUCUUGCCUCAGCUGGUGGAUCUCUUGGGCGCUGUUCAAACCUUUGACGCUCACAAUGCCACCUUUGGAUUCCUCUACAAAGAUGCAGAAACCUCUAACGAGCAGUUGGAGCUGCUGGAGAAGUACUUGCAGUCCCUGGCUGUGGCAACGCAUCCGGAUAGGAAAAUAGUUGAACACCUGUUCGAGUUGCUAGAGCUGGAACCUAUUAAAAAGCAGCCAAAGCUGAGAGAAAGCAUAAUCCAAACUCUGGCCACCUUAACCCGUCAAAGUCGGUUCGAUGUUGAAGACCCAUUGCUGCAGCAAGUACGAACUUAUCUCCUCAACGGCCUCUCCUCCAAGGAGCCCACUUUGUAUAUCAGGGCUCUGCAGAACCUGCAGGAUCCCGCCACUAUUGAAUCCCUGCUGGAACAGGCUCAAAGGGACGAGGAGCAAAACCUCUCGGUGGCUGCUUUGCAGGCCCUGAAAGCUUUUCCUCCCAGCUCUUUUAGUUCCUCGCAUCGUAAGCAGUUUGAAAGCAUUUUCUACCAGCAAAAGCGGCGCUUUGAUAGCUCCGCUCGCACUUUGGCUCUGGAUAUCAUCCUAUCGCUCAGACCAAGUCAGGAGCAAUUGGGUCACCUGUUGGACUACCUGGCCUCCAAUGACCGCCAAUUCGAGAUUAAAACCUACGUGCUGCAAAAGCUGCGCAUGCUGGCUGAACAGUGUCCGCGAUUCAGGGCUUUAUUCGAAAGAGAGCUGGCUAAAAGGAAGCAGGUCAACAACUACAAUGUGCUGGGACAAAAGGGUCUCACGACUGUCCUCACACGGCAGCUAUCUCUGGCUCCUGCCUUCAACGAAUCUCUACUUAGUACCCAGGAAGUGUACCAGGGAAUUCUCAAGCGUGGCUCCGUCGAAUUUCUGCUGCACGCAGGCCGCUCCCAAGCAAGCAGCUUCAAAUUGGGCAUCUACACUGCCGGCUUAGGUUCGCUGGUGGGCGACAGUGACUCCGGUGAUGGAAAUGACCAAAUCCCUGCGGAUGAUGAACUUGGUGGCGAGGAGACCGUCACCGCGGGCAUGGAGAUUAGUGUGCAGGGCGCCCAGCUGCGACCCCUGGUCUUUUUCAGCGGUCAGACGGAGUUAAUGGGUCACGUGUGGGGAGGAAGUGCGUCAGAUUCGACACCCGCCUACCAAGCAACCACCUUGGCCCAGGACAACGAGCACUACAUCAUCCUGGCAUCGGGAGCCACUCUUCACUGGCGAGUUCUGGGCGCCAGGAGUGUGGACCUGAAUGGCAAGGUGGGCUUCAGCCUGUGGAAUCGAAAUGCUCAGACGGAGAUUCAGCAAAACACUGGUAGCGCUGUCCUAGGUCAUGUGGCUGUUGGUUUCACCUAUGCCAAACUGGAGCAGGAAUUCAGCCUCACUCACGAACCGAAACUGAGCCUGAAUGCGGACCUGGACUUUUACAGUGGCAUUAAACUCUGCAUGCAACUUCAGCGACCUGAACAGCUUGUCAAACAAACCUCCAUUCGCUCGGUUUUCCUGCAGUCCGUGGAACGACCUUAUGCCAAACAUGUGCGCGCCACACUGUCGCACAAAACUGCGGGCUGCACUUUCGCCCUCAAUCAGAAAAACAACGAAAUGUGCAACCUUAUUUUUAGCGAGUAAUGGAGAUUAUUGAAGAUUCCUCAUACAAAAGAGAUAAGCGCUAUAAAAUGUAAUGCUAUACUAAACACUCAGAGAUUAAGACUCAAUAUAGUUGUAAACUCAAACGAACAAAUACAAUCAAAUUUUCAAAAAAAA